UCAAGGAACUACGACCAUCCGCCUGCCUCUUCCCGUCGCCCUAACCGAUCAUCUCGUUUUCGUAUUAAUUCUCCUCAGCCACCACCUGAUCGAGCUCGUACUUUUGCCGAGCGGUACACCAGGGCAUUUAGACUAGCUGAGCAGCUCAGCGAUGAUCCUCCAAGCGAGCUCGAAGUACUCUUAGCCACUGAGAUACCUCCCCCACAGGAAACUCAGACCACCAACCCGGGCCCCAGAGUCUUGACGCACCUCCGGAACCUGAUUAACUCAGACAGCAACCACUCAAAUUCAGAUGAGACUCUACGAGCAAUCGAGACUUUGAAUCAAAUCGAAGCCUAUCAGAGCGAGCAAGCCAGCGUUGAUCAAGCUCGAGCUUACUUUGAGCACCAUCUACAACGACUUCAAUCCUAUUCGACCCCGGAAGAACGUAGAGCCAGACUUUUGGACCAGGCCACCAGGGGUUUAACACCUACUGCUCCGAGACUCCGUCGUCGAUCAUUUAGACCUGACCUACGUGAAUCACUCCCACCGCCAUCUAGCAUGUCUCUUAACGCUUCAAAUUCCCCAGAUGACCACGGUCGAGCGAAGCGCCGUAAGACAGAUGCCGAUGACAAUAGGGAGGGUGAAUCAGCCAUAUUCAAUUACGGCCACCAUGGUCAAGUUGUUCCUGGCCCUCUGAAGAUGCAGGUUGCCAGCUGUGACGGUGGGAUAUUUGGUCCGGAUGGAGGCAGCUCUUUUCCGGAGAAUGUCCUGCGCAGUGACCAGUCGGUCUACUGUUCCAAGUCUGGUAGUUGCAAUCUUAUUCUUCGUCACCUGAACGAGGCACCUUUUUGCCUCACGAAAAUAGUUUUCAAGACUCGAAACGGGUAUGAAACACCAAGCCAAGAUGGUAUGGUAUUCGUGUCUAUGUCAUCCGAGGAUUUGACCACUAUCACGAAUAUACAACCCACUAUUGAUCCGACUUCGCGAAGGUAUCGUCGUUCUCGGCGGACGGGCGUACAACCUUCUGAAGAAUACAUGAUUGGUUUUCGAUCUCCACACCUGUCUCUUAGCCUCAACAGUGACUCCCAGUCUACGACCGAGAACCUGUCGACCACCGAGAAUCUGUCAACCACUGAAAACACCGAGCACCAGUCAAACGAAUUACAGGAAGAUUUUCGCGUUACCACUGAGUACCACGAUAACUCCGAUUCUCCGGAUGAUGCCUUCAUGGAAUGCGAAGAUGAAGAUGAACUGCCCAUUAUCGAUAUCGCAGAAGAGGAUUCUAGCGAGGACGAAAGCGCAAGCUGGGAGGAAGACCCCGAAGAUUCCAACGUCCGCACCUUCAACCAUCGCCGCCUACUAUUAACGCGCCGUAUUGAUGCUAUGCGCUUACAAAAUUCUGAUACCCUGCGACGACGUCAACCCCCAAGUUUGGUUGAUCCAAUUCCAAUCUCCUCUAAUGCCAGUCCUACACCACAAUUACUCAAACCUCUUGCCCAUUUCUCAAUAAGCAGAGAAAAGAGCGUUGUGACCCUCAAAUUCGACCCAGCCCCCUCUUGCCGGUUCAUUCUGAUUAAGCUUUGGAAUACCCGAUCUGAUGGAAAUAUUGAUAUCCAGAGCAUUCGUGUUCAUGGAUACGCGGGGCCUAGAUUCUUCCCAAGUAUGGGGGUGCGAUGA
Molecule: messenger RNA, 1659 nt
Organism: Penicillium taxi
Lineage: Eukaryota; Fungi; Ascomycota; Eurotiomycetes; Eurotiales; Aspergillaceae
Exons: 2
Source: RefSeq, a predicted model, not a curated record